AUGAAAGGAAAAGAUACCAAUUUAGACAUAAUGCCUCCAAGGAAGAAGAAUAAAGGACCCAAUAAGAAGACGACUUUGAGCAAAUCCCAGAAACGGAAGCUGAACAAGUUGGAGGAAGAAAAGGAGAAAGAGAUCCUCUCUACCACAGAGUUGUUAGGGUAUGAUUGCACUUCUCUUCACUUCCCAAAUUCAUCAUCUUAUUUACUUUAUGUGUUUCUGCAGCAACUAGAGAAACGUAGGAGACCAAUACAACUCUCUAAAGCUGGUGUUGUGUCUGAGCAUUCUGAUGAACCAGUUAUGGACAAUGAUUCUUGCAUGGACGAGCCUACCACACUGGAACCUGCUGUAAACGUUGAUAUCCCGAGUCUUCAAACUGAUUCUGAGAAAUUUGUUAAUGCAAAUGAACUUGAUUUUAAAGUGACGAUUCCUGCUGAAGAGAUCUAUGAAGAAGAUAAACAUGCAGUGGAUAUGAAUCUACUGACAUCUGCUGGUUUUGGUUCAAAGCAAUUCAGCUCUCGAAGCGUGGUUAUCAGUAUCACACAAUCACAUCGUGUGGCUGUCCUCGCUACUGCCAAGAGAAUAGCGCAUGAACUUGGUGUUCGUCUCGGUCAAGCAGUCGGGUUUCAGGUUGGCGAGAACGCAACUAUCAAGUCUAUGACCGAAGGGGUUUUACUCCGUGAAAUUCAGAAUGAUUUCUUAUUAAGGCGUUACUCUGUGAUAAUUCUCGAUGAAGCUCAUGAAAGAAGCUUGAACACAGACAUUCUAAUUGGGAUGCUUUACUCAGAGUCAUCAAAAUCGACAUGA
Molecule: messenger RNA, 804 nt
Organism: Eruca vesicaria subsp. sativa (arugula)
Lineage: Eukaryota; Viridiplantae; Streptophyta; Magnoliopsida; Brassicales; Brassicaceae
Source: the annotation of a GenBank genome assembly